Molecule: messenger RNA, 1055 nt
Organism: Malurus melanocephalus (red-backed fairy wren)
Lineage: Eukaryota; Metazoa; Chordata; Aves; Passeriformes; Maluridae
Gene: RPP14
Product: ribonuclease P/MRP subunit p14
Exons: 6
Coding region: 1-534 (177 amino acids)
Biological process (GO): tRNA 5'-leader removal
Cellular component (GO): ribonuclease P complex
Source: RefSeq, a predicted model, not a curated record
AUGUACAGCACAGGUAUUGUUGGUUCCAAACUGGCUGCUCUGCUGCGUGUCCUUGGCAAACCCAGGCUGGGACAGCACUGUGUCCUCAGUGUUUGUAACCUGGUGCCAGACAGCACCUUCACCAGGACCUGGCUCGGGACCAACAAAUUUGGAGGAGAAGCGAAGGAGCAUCUCAGCGUGCCCGACUCCAACAGCGUGUUUGUGGUGCAGCGUUCAGUUUGGCUUUGUGRAGAUUGCGUGCAGCACUUGGAAACACCAUCUGGUCCCGCCGCUUCCCAGAGGGAGCUGCCCGACGGCGGGGCCCGCCCGAACGCCGCGCAGUUCAAGCAGCUCGUGGUGACAGCGCUSAGGGAGCUGCACGGAGAGGUUGGAGCAGCUUUGCCUGUUGAUGUUUUAACAUAUGAAGAAAAAACUCUGUCUGCCAUAUUAAGAGUUAUUAGCAGUGGCCUUGUCAAGCUGUGGAGUGCUCUAACCUUGCUGGGCUUCUAUCAGAACAGGAGAUGUGCCUUCCAUGUGCUGCAGGUAAAACCCUGAGGGGCUGGGUGCCUUCCCCCAGGUGUCAGCUCUGGCUCUAAGCUUGGCUGGCUGCCUGAGCCUGCUGCCUUUUCAUAGAAAGAUGGCCUAGAUGCAAAAAUGCCUUGGUUUGGGAAUGAAGAGCCUUCCAGUGCAGGUGUAUGGGCCUGCGUUUGAGCAGUUCUCAUCUUAAAAUGAACCUUGUACAAUGAGUAGUGGCUGUCUCAUUACUUUAUGGUUUCAGUSUAAUGACAAGUCCUAAUGUCAUUAUUACAUCUGCAAGAAAGUAAUUUCUGGCAAGUGUUGUUCAUGACCCACAUUUUGGUCCAAUUUUUAUUUUCUCUACUCCACUUCUUACCUUUUUAGUGGUCACUGUCAACUGACGUUUUUUAACAAUGUGUGUAUGAACAUGCACUUCCAUAGCUUAUUUUUUUCCAGAUGAUGCUGCUUAAUAAAAUGAGUUCUGAGAAUUCUUUGUUUCUCAAGCCAUGGCUAGACAAAAAUCUUCUUGGGUAUAGCUCUGUGUUUUUAAUCUUUCAGAU